This is a messenger RNA of Solenopsis invicta (red fire ant), 14000 nucleotides long. RefSeq lists its product as uncharacterized. Gene Ontology annotation, molecular function: protein binding. Lineage: Eukaryota; Metazoa; Arthropoda; Insecta; Hymenoptera; Formicidae. Bases 847 to 2292 code for a protein of 481 amino acids. The transcript has 14 exons. The record is from RefSeq and is a predicted model, not a curated record.
GGCGCUCAGUGGCUGCGCUUCCUCCGCAUCAGGCGUUACGCACGCGUCUCGCAUCCGGAUCCCGUGUGUGGUGUGCACUUUCGGUACAGAGGCGGACACGUCCCGCGAGUACUCGCGCGCGCGAUAAAACGAGGAUCCGUUCGAGUGUGUAAAAUCGCGAUCUAUUGCGCCGCGAGCGUUUUCCCGCUCGGUCGCGCGCGCAUUGCACUCGCGAUCUUCCCGAUUUUUCAUCAUCUCCCAGCGUCGCUCGUCAUCGUCUUCAUCGCUUAACGCGGUGGGAGAGUACCUAGUGAUUGAGUGCGCGAUCGAGAGAAGAACUACGUACGUCGCCGGGUCGUCGGGUCGAUCUCGAGACGCUUCUCAUUUUCCUUCGCUCACAUUUUUCCCGUGCUACUCGCGGGAUUUUCUCCAGUGACAUCGAAAGAACUGUCCCCCAUCGGGAUUUUGUCGCGAGAAAAUGAAAGAUGAGAGCUGCAUACAAGUUCUAUUAUCAAAUCUCAACAUCAAAAUCUGAAUUUGGAUACCAAGAUGUGUGACCGAUGCUGUAAACUAGGAUGAGCUUGCGAACGGAUCGUCGGGAAUACCAUCGGCGAAUGAAACGCACGGCUGAAUAAUGCACUGUGAAGCGGUAAUCUCGCGCUAUCAUUGUUAUGACGUAGCCCGAGAAGAAGGAUGCAGCACGGCAAAGGGGGAUAGAAGACACGGAACGCUCGAAAAGGUGCAUGUACAGACUGGCGUCUUGCUUUUGCACCGUAAAGACGCACGGCUACAAUAAGAAGCAGAAGUGGAGACGGACACGUGUGCGGAAGGAUACGCGGUCCACAUCCGGCCCGCCAUCCUGGCGGCAUGGUCCUUUGGGCCACAAUACUAAUCCUCCAAGGAGCUGGAUUCGUAGGCUCGGUGACAGGCAUUCCCGGCGUCCCGGAAAACAUAACGGUGAUGUUCCUGAACCCGACGUCUGUGCGCGUGUCUUGGAGCACCAGCCAGGUCGAGCAGGUGGAGAAAUACGACGUCACGUACAAGCCAACUGACGCCAGGAAUUAUGAUAACAGUUACAGGGUGGUGGCGGUGGUCGCAGGAAAUAGCGAAGCAGUCACCUUGAGCGGCCUUCGGGCUGACACUCAAUAUCAGCUGGUUGUAACUGCCGUGAGGGCCGGAAAGAAGUUUCGAAGCCGACCGAUCGUCUUCCGUACACUCGGUAAGCUUUGCCUUCCUAAGCUUUACCUGUCUCCGGCAUCACGGUCACAUGUGACAGAGCCACCACGCACGUCCCCACAGCAGGAUGCAGCGGUAACCGGUGGUCCUCUUCCUCCACCUCCACCGUCCUCGCAGCAGCCUCAACCGUAUAUACAAAUCCGCGGCGUCGAGGUGGGCAUAGUAGUGUUAGUGCUGAUAGUCUGGGCGGGCGCGAUAGCCCUGUUCUUCAAUCGCUGGGGCAAGAUACGCAUGCUGCUGCCGUACCAGCCCGACUACAAGGAGCAGCUCAAGGUCCCCGGCACCGGCGUGUGCGCGAAUGCGAACUCCGCGUACACGCAGCACCCGACGCAGCACGCGUGCUCUCAGCAUCUGCACUGGUCGAGCCAUCACGUGGACUCCUUAGACAGCGGCGGAGCUUUAGGCUGGCCGAGAACCUCGAGGCCGCGCGUCAACAGUGCCAUCGACGUGGCCGGCUUCCUAUCGCAGGAAUUUCUGCGACGCCACGGGUCCACGUCCAAAUUGUGUCGUAAGGUUCGCAGUGCAGAUAACUUACCUCUCGCGUCAUCUCGCCAACAUGACCCGCGGCGGAACUCUAAGGACGAGAGUACCGAGGGCGACCGGGAAUCCUUCCUGAAGCCAAUUCAGGACGACAAGUCCGAGGACCAGGACUCAAGGAGGCAGAGCAGUCUCGAGAGCGCAACGAAGGACAAUACGGAAACAUCGUUGUUGGAUCCCGGUUAUCAGCAACCUUCGUCAAGGGACUCCCCGGUGGCAUCUUCGUCGUUGGUCACCAGACGUUUAGGGGGAUGGCGCACCGGCGGAGGCCACGAGUACGUCAGAUGCCCCGUGCGACAACCUGCUUCCAUGGACGAGCGGUGUUAUCGGCGAUCGUACGAGUCCGAGGCCCCUCGUCCGCUACGGCAUCACCACUAUCACCGACGCACGGACGGCGAGCGGCACACGAAGAGCUGCGAGUACGCGAGGAGGGCGACCACGGAUUCCAGCAUCGAGGUCCAGCACUUCGGCCUGCCGAUCCUGAGCGUGAGCGAACCGAGCCCGCCGGACGAGAGUGAGCGCGUCGACGACUACUUGUAGGACUUGCUUGCCGAGGACUUCCUCAAGGAGCUCCUCGUGUGAUCCGCCCGGCUGAUCCCUCUCGCGCGUGGCACGGUCUUGCCCUUAGUCUUCAUCCCUUAGUCUCGGGGACCCUCCCGAGACGGGACCCGGACAUUUUUCCCUCCCGCAAUCGGCGCGGCGCGGCGUGUCGUGUCGACCCUCCGCGGGGGCCGACGGCGCCGUUCUGCCGCGCGUCGCGACCUCCCAGGCGAUCGCGAUCGGUCCAAGUAAGUCGGAGCAAGACGGGAGAGCGUGCGGGUCUCUCGAUCGCGCGCGCUCUUAUCCCACUUCGUAUUGUAAGCGAUAUACUCUUACGCGUACUUAUCUUAGAAGAGUUCAGAGCUCAUGAAUAUAUUUGCUACUUGUAUUAUAGGAACCGCGCGGCUACGAGGAGUAACCGAACUCGCGUUUGCUCCGGACGAUGCUUUAUUUCUCAGCACGUUGGGAAACGGUACAAACGCGAAAUACUAAUACUAUCUUUCAACAUAGUUGACUCUGCUCGUCAAUAUAUAUUUUUUAGAAGCUCCCGUAAAAUAAAGGAUCGAUGAUGUUACACAUAGAUACAUUAAAUAACAAUCGGUGUGUGUAUGUGCGUGAUUAAAUCUGUGUCUUUUUAUAACGUGCCGAGAGAGAGAGGCAAAGUCCGGAUCGAACCUGACCACCCUCUCUACAUCGUAUUACUUCUAAGACGUACGUGGCCUGGUGGAUAAUUUCGUUAUCUCUCGAUAUUGUAGACUGAUACUGCUUAAUUCACGACCGGAAAAAAAUUCGGUCGGGGCUGUCGUAUUAAAUUCUCGAUAAUUAAAGUCAAAUUCACUGCACGUCUUUACUUACGAUGGUACAUCGUCUCACGGUUAACAUGGCGUGCGACUUAAGGGGGAAACCUGGCUUAGUAAGCCGAGAGAUGCAUGACUUUUAGCAACUUUUUUUUUCAGCUAAAAUAAAACCAAUCCAUUUCGAAAUUUUAAGGACGUUUUACCACAACUUUAAAAUGUAUAAACAAAUUUUUUAAUAAAAUCACAUUAAUUUUUUGUUUACAAAAUAAAAGCAUGCUUGUAAGCAUAUUGCCAUUGUAAUUGUUCCAUUGUGUACAUUCUAAUGAUCGUAAUUUUGUUGUUUGAAACAAAAAAAAACCAAUUUUGUAUUUUAUUUUUAUGUUAUUAUCUUUUAUAAAAAAAAUGUGUGAUUGUUACAAAAAAUUUUUUACUUUUUCUUGCAAAAAAUUAGUAUAAUUUACAGUUUCUCAAAAACCUUUUAGUACAUAUAAAAUAAACACUAAUUAUCUACAAAACAAGACCAGAAACAAUUCAAUUAGAUGAUUAGAUUUUUCUCGAUCGUGCACACAAACUCGAAAAAUUCGAGAAAAAUGCAUUUUUUGGAUCACACAAGUACUACGCUCGACUCAUGAAGAUAUUCUCAGAUAGUGUUAUUAUCGAUUAAAUCAACUUUUGAAAAAUCGUUUUUUGCGACCCUAUAAACCAGGUUUUCCUCUUAAGGAUGACGAAUGAGCUCGCAUUCGUAUAGAUUCGUUCAAUUACGUUCUCAAUUACGCAUGAGUAAUUGCGUAAUGAUAAUAUCUCUCUGUCUGCAAUCAUAUUUACUCCCUCUGUCUACGAUCUGGGUCUUUUUUAUCCGGCUAAGUUUUAUUUUUCAUGUUCCAGAUUUUUUCGACAAAUCUGGAAAGACAGUCCGAGUUUUCAACUUACACUGUAAUAUAACAGAAAAGACCUAGAUUACAGACGGAAAGUUAAGUUUCCUUCCACUUCGCGCGUACGAUUUCUCUUCCACGAUUUUUUCAAACUCCAGGCGUGACAGUGGCAUGAAGAACGGUAUUUUUCUUUUGUCGCUCAUCAAUGUACGAUACAUCAAAGUUUAAGUUUUUCCAACUUCUGUAGUAUACCUUCUGUAACUUCUCUAAUAUAAUUCGAAAUUAAAUACACAGAAAUCUCGAUUUAAUGUUGAAGCCACAGUUCAGAUUUAAAACAGUACGGAUUAAAAACAGACGUUUGCUCUCAAGAAUAUCGCUUUAUCACGUUUAUUUUCAGCAUCGUUGGUAGAGGAAGGUCGUCGAUAUCGACUUAUCAUUUUGUUGUUUGAUUAUAUUUCUUAAGCAAACGUUAAUAAUAAAACUGGAAAUAUAAAUACAACCGCGUGGAAAGUGUCUCCUGAUAGAUAAUAUAUUUUAUGUAAUAUCGUUUCAAAUUUUGCAUUAAUUGAGUUUCAACAGAAAUAAACGCAAGAUCAACAGAAAUAAACGCCAAAAUCGAUAUGAUAUGCAAUAAUGCAAAACGCUUCCCUUUCCUUUUUCUUUUACAAUACCUACAAGUUAAUGUAUAUGAAUUUCUUUAGAAGACUUUCUUUUCGAUGUAAAAUAUUUUUGUCGAUUGAUACAAUUAUCUUAUGCAAGACGUAAUAUAUGAUUUGAUGUUUAAAACUGCAUUGUUAAAAAAAUAAUAGGAAAGAGAAAACUAUAAAUAAAACAGUUUUAGUUAUGAACUUGUAAAAUGAUGUAAUAUUAUCAAUAAUACAAUCAUUAUCGUUUAAAUUUUGCAAAAGAAAAUUGUACAAAUUUUAUUCUCAUUUUUGAAGAAUUCGGUUUAGCAGAUUUUGUGUAAAAAGACCAAGAUAUAUAAAUCGUAAGGUUUUUCUUUAAUUAUGUAAGCAAAUCAUGUUUCUAUUUCUAAAAAAAGUGCACUGUUUAGUUGUUAGAAAACCUAUCGAUAUUGGCGAUUUUCCUCUUUAAUUUUUCGACUAGAUUUCUCUCGAGAAUCUGAUGUCAUAAAGUCAUGUCAUAAAAUACUUCCAUCUUACGCAGUUACAUAAAAUAUCAUAUACCAAUCUGAAGCGAAUAUAAAAUUGGCUAUAAAUCUCGUGAUUUAACUAGUGAGCAUGAAAUAGAUGUUUUACGAAGAACCUUGUCAGUGAUAGUAGAAUCUUACGAGCUAUUUUCAUAUUAUCUUAUCGCAUUCUUCAAAUACUUUAUAUGAAAUCAUAUCAUGUAAAAGAUAUUACCGUUAACUCACAAGGAGAAAUCUACAAUUAACGAAAUUGUUACAUAAUUAAAAUCUUUAAUUACAUCACUCGAAUACAUAUAUACAUGACAUCUUCGUGUUUUUAAUUUUUUUUGUUUAUCCACGAGGGGACCAGGCAAUAAGUCCGGAUGUUGUUUUUAAUCAUUUAACAAUCGGCGAACACAAAUUUGUAUUCCAAACAUAUCCGCGCGAGGGGCAAACAUGUUUGUUUGUAACUACGCGGUAAAAAUUUUUUGUAUAUAAUUAUACAUAAUUAUUUAUAAUUAUAUAUAAAAUAUAUAAAAUAUUUUAUAUAUUUUAUAUAAUUAUGUAUAAUUAUAUAUAAUUAUAUACAAAAAGCUUUUUUACCGUGUAUUAAGCAUUUCCGCGUUAUCGAAGCUUAGAGCCUGGGCCAAAACGUCUGUGAUACACGCACAUUUUUAGCCCGUGGAUAAGCUUGACGUCUCGGAAAUGUUUAUUCAAGUUGAGUGGUUAAGCGUCAAGCGAUUCGCGCCUCCUGUUCACGCGGAGUGUUUGAACGGUAAUCUUAGAAUGAACCUGAAGGCGCACUUGCUUGCCUUAUCUCCCGCAGUAGUAAAGAUAAACGUGCAGUUGCGAGUAUUCGAAAUUAUACGCCUCGACCACUUGCAAUACGUAUCACAUCAUCGUAUAGCGUAACGCACGGGAUCUCUUGGGUCAACCGCGCAAGCGCUCUUCUUCGGCCGUUGAAGAAGAGAAGCGCGGUUGAUCCGAAGCACAUCCCGACGCAUAUGCCGGGCGGGUGUGCGCUUGCCGCUCGUAGAAAUCGAUUUAUUUUCGCAUUACCCACAUGUCUCUUCCAAACGACGAUUUAAGACUUGCGCGUGCGAAAGUUCUCGACGCACAGAUGCCUGAAAGCUUGAAUCGUAUUCUGAUCCUUCGCGAGUCGAACGAGAGUCGUUAGAUUAAUUUUUGCAAAUGCGUAGGGAACUUCAUAAUAGCACUCUCUUGAUCCAUCGAGCGAAUUCCUUUUUAGGCGAAGCUCGUCGCAUAUGUCGCAUGAAGCUUAUUAUAUAUAUGCGUGUAUCAACGUCUGUGACACCAUGAUGACGAGAGACGGAGGAAGAAAUAAAUAAGGGAAAACAAAACUUAUAGCGAUGUUAGUAGUAGAACGUUUGACAGUCUCACACACUUUUACGCUAAGAAGAUAUGUUAAUCCAUCUUCACGUGUAAUUAAGUCGACUAUAUAUACCGAUCAUAUCAUACAUUUAUGAGUUAAGCGAGGGUUUGGAAGAAAUCGCUACUUCCAGGUAUCUACGCGACUGCGAAACCCUUUCACUUGAGCGGAAGAAGCGACGCUAUAUCCUUUGGCAAAGAACUUAAUCGCGAGUGAGCUGCGGGACUCCGUCUCUACGAAGAGAGAAAGAGAGAGAGAGAGUAUCGAGGAAAUCUUCCUCCUUUCGGCUUACAUAAUCGAUUAUCAGGGUUCAUCGCAACUUGGGAACAAUACAAGAUUGUGUAAUAAUGCGUGCGACAGAAAGACCGCGCGAGAAUGACCCCGCAAUUGUCGGCAAUUAUCCGGAGCAUUCUGCAAGAUGGAGGGCCUUAUCAGGUCAAUUUAGAGAAGAGCAGAGUCGCGCGGCUUCUUUCCAUUAUCGCAAUUCGCUACGCGAAGCACACGUUGCCUGCGUUGCCCGUACCGAUCUUUCUCAACUCCGCGUCUCUGGACCAAUCGUCGUAGGAGAAAGGGGCCACGAUUACAAAAUCGUGAUUGUAAAUCAAACGCUUCAUCUCAUCGACGCGACUAACAUGCUGAAUUCGUGAAAUUUCUUUUAUUACUCGAAGCAAAUUAAAUGAAAUGAAAAUGCUAAAAUAGUAUAAAUUAGUUUAGCAGUAAUUUUCCAAUUCAAAAUUAUAUUAUCGUCUAAAAGAUCGAACGUCGGGACUUAAAAUAUCGCUAGGCGUUCACUAUUUUAUUCGUUAGUCAAAGAAGAGAUAUCAUUUUAAUAUCACAUUUUAAUAUGACAUUUUUUUUGUUGGGACAAUCGAUUUUUUUAGCUGUAUUUAAUGAGAUUAGCUUCUCAGACAUCAUAGCACUGUAAUUACAGGGUAAAUAAGAAUAGCGAUCGGAAGUCAUCAGAUUUCUAUAUAUCAUUAUUUUUAAAAAGAUACGGUUAAUCUUUUCAAUACUUUAAAUUCUUGAUAUCGUUAAAUCGCGGGUAAUUUACAAACUGUGAAGUUUAGGGGACCAAUCAAAUCAGAUCGCACGUACUCACUUUUGCUCAUGAACGACGAUUUUUAUAGGAUACAAUUAUUGCGCACUACAUUACACAAAUCGAAGAACAUUUGCCAGUCCCUAACUUAACGAUCGACCGGAGGACUUUUAUUUCUGGUUUCAAAUGACGAAGUCAAACGAAUAAGAUUAGGAUAACGUCACAUAUGUUCGGUUCUUUAUACGCAUACAUAUCUUACAUGAUUAUCUCAUUCACCGAUAUUACAUCGAUAUUAAGUCUUAAUACAUGCAAGUAUUCGUGACGAUAAAAAUACUAAUGUAAGCUUCAGUAUUUUCUUUAAUCUCAUUGUCAGUAAAAGCUCUUUGAUAGAACGAGAAUACUUUUCUACUUUUAUUUUAGAUACAUUGCGAUUAAAUCGUGCUUUCUAAUCAUUCGCUCUCCAAAUGAGACGAGCCCCAUAAAUAAAUAAAUAGUUCAGGAGCUAUAAUAUUUGUUUUGUUAUUAUAAUUAUGGUUUUAAAGAUUCUAUGUCAAUAUACAUAUAUAUAUAUAUAUAUAUGUGUGUGUGUGUGUGUGUGUGUGUGUGUGUGUGUGUGUGUGUGUGUGUGUGUGUGUGUAUAAAUGACGUUUUAAAUUUGUAAAUAGUUCGAAUUGAAUCCAUCGUCUAUUUUCAUUGUUUUAUUUAUUCUUCUAUCUAUGCGAUUAAUCUUGUAUCAACGCGUACUAGUUCUCAUAUCCGAUUGUCGAUUUCCAAAACUUUUUUUUACUUUAUUUCUAAAUCUUAUAAACUAUUCAAGUAUUUUUGAACACGAUAAAUAAACAUUUUUAUAAAUUUGUUUCAUUAUUUUACAGAUUUGUAUCAUGAUUUUAUAGAAUUUAGAACAAAAAUAAAUAUUGUUCCAUUAUAUUUUUCUAAUGAAAUGCAUUUAAGUAUCACUUCGAUAGUGACAUCAUAAUUGGUAUUCAAUGUUUAUUUAUCAAUAUAAUACACGUCACACUUAUUGACUAACAUCUAUUAUAAAUUUUUUAAAAUAAAUGAAAAAAUUAAUUACGAAAAUGUUAGGUAAUAAUUACAAAAAAUAAAGUGCUAAGUAAAAAUUUUAUUCUUUGCAAUCAGCACUUUAUUUUUUUAUAAUUAUUAUCUAAAAUUCUCGCGAUUAAUGUUUUCGUCUAUAAAAGGGAUUUACGUGAAAAAAAAAUGAAAACAGGUUAUUAUAUUUAAAUUAAUGUGUAAUGUAAAUCCGAGAAAAAUAGAUUCUAAUUAGAGUCGUAUUAAAUAAAUUUGUAUUAACUUUAUAGAGUUAGCCACUCGCUCCACUUGAGAUCUUACGUCUGAGAAAUUAGGGACCUACGUAUGUCUGAAAAUUGGAAGGUUAAAUGUCACAAAUAUGUAAUCUGGCUUAUUAGUCGUUGCCCUACUGUACGACUUUUCCAGAACUGAAAGCCUAGCAUUAGUGUUCGAUUAUCUAUUUAUCUUAUACUCCUCAAAGUUACUACAGCACGUGAAAGUUUUGCGAGAGAGAGACACAUCGAAAUGUUAUGACGAACUAUAUCCCAUUCUUCAAUUUUGCCAUACCAAAGACGUCACUAAAGUAGCUAAUAUCACAUCUGAUAUUAAAUAUCAGGUAUUGUGUAUCUUUAUACAUUACUAUAGAACUCCAAAGUAGCUGCAGCAUGCUCCGAAUCGAUAAUUCCGGGUUGCCCGUUUCAGAAUUUUCGCGCGAACGCGCUUUAUGCCGCACGCAUUAACGAUGGUCUAAACGAUGUACGGACAAGCGAGCGACAAGAGCGCAUUUCUACAUUACGGUAACUGCGUGAGGAAGAUCGAUAAAAAAAAAAAAAUUCUCAAUUCUCCCGCGAAAAUCACCGCGACUGUCGUGCAUCUUCGUUAUCUCGUCUGUCGAUCCGCCAUCCGCGGGCUGCGCCGCUGCGACCAAACGCGCUUUGUACGUUCCAUUCUAUCGUAACACACUCGUGUAAAUAUCCACGACCAACUAUCGUAAAAUAAUAAUUAUAAAACACGAUAUUUAAACACAUUCAUGAACGACACAUUUUAUCCUUGAGGGGGGGGGGGGGGGGGAAUACGCCUCAGAAUUUAAAGAUCUUAUACAUGAUGCAUGUGUAAUUUCGUUCAUUUUUGCCUCUACCUUGAUCUCGCUCGCACAUUGGACGAGUACAGCGCGAGUAAUAUAUGAAUUUUAAUAUCGUUCUAAAUUACAUUGCGGGACUUUUGAGUAAGGUGAACAUGGAAUAGUGUGUAUCAGAGGAUCAAUUUUACAUCGUCGCUCGUGUGUACGAAUGAGCAAAUUUGCCGUUCCACUUAAAAGAUUAACAGAAUGAAGCUCUCAUUAGCAGCAAAUCUAAAUUUUUUUUUUUUUAAGCUGUAAUUCUUUCCGUACUUAGAACACACCUGUGUUUUCCGGACCUUUACUGCACACCGUGGGUCGUUUGUGUCUGCAAUUAAUUUCCAUCAUACUUUUUACAAAUAAUCUUUUACGAGUCACUUUUAAAAAUAAAAAUUAUUAAGUAACUCAUACGCAGUGUUAGGCAAAAUCUAUUCAAUUUAUUUAUUAAUAAUUACGAUUAAAAUGUAUUUCUUAAUUAUAGUGAUUAAAAUUUUUUCAUUGCCUUGAAAUAAAUCGUAGGUAUUAAUUAAUUAAAUUUUUAAGCAACAAAAAGAAUCGAUUACAAUAAAUUGUAUAUAUUUGUGGUUAAUUUAAUUGAGUAAUUGAAAAUGACAGAUAAUUAAUUUAAUUUGUAAUAUUGUAUCUAGUUUCAGUUUACAAUUUCAAGUCUGACUGUGUUCGGCGCGCAGCUUCACAGAAACUGAAAAUGUAUUUAUAUUAUACAUGUAAAAUGUUAACAAAGAUCCAGCCUCGAUUUUACUUGACGCUUUAUUGAUUAUUUGUGUAAUUACACUUAAAUGGUCUAGUUCAAAUUAUUAUUUUUUAAAUAUAAUAAAAGAUUAACGAUUGACGAUCGAAUAUCAUUUGUUAAACAACAGUGUUUGAUUUAUUUUAAUAAUUAAUUAAAUCAAUCAUAAUUGUGCUUGUCAUUAAUUUUUCUAUUACUUUAGGCAAACGAAAAUUUAAUCCUUUAAUUAUACAAAAAAUCACUUAAUUUUAUUAAUUAAUUAUAUUAACCAUGAUUAUAUAUUUUUAAAAUUUUUAGUCGAUUAUUUUAGUUAACAAAUAAAUUAAUCGAUUAAUUGCCCAACACUCUUACAUAUGUUUUAACAUCUUUAGCAAGUAUUUGUGUUAUGUAUUCCAGAAAAACUGUACAUAAAUCUUAUAACUAAUUUAGCCGACAAGAUAUUUUAAAGAAAAAAAAAACAUGGGUAGGACACAAAUAACCCAAAGUGUGUGUUAAAAACGAAGAAAAAUUUACGAAACAUUUUUCUGCGCUGCAUAACAAGAAUAAGAGCUACAAGAAAAUUAUCUGCGAGUGACUGGGCGUCCGCAUCGUCUAAUCUCUCGGAUGAAAGAAGGAAAAGCAUAGAGUGUGUCGAGUAAUACGAAUGAAGACUUAGAACCAGCGGCUUGGACGACCACCUAAGAUUUAUAUAUUCAAAUAUACAUAUAUACGCAUACGUAAUUAUGUGUACUUACAAAUACUUCGCGUACUGUACGCUAAUCGACGAAGAGUUGUCGACGCAAUGAUUUCAAUUUCACCUGAGUAUUAUUUUAAAAAAACGAUAUGUAACAAAGAAGCCCAUGCUCGAAUCCAUUUUCUCAUAAUCUUAAAUGUAGUUUGUUACCGACGAUGCAUUAUCAAAAUGUUCAUACACUUAAAUAUCUUAAAUAGUAGUUUACUUUUCUCUGUGCAAAAAGUUUUUUGGAAAUUUUGCUUUAUGCCACAUUUCAAUUCAUAUUUACAAAUUCCCAUCGUUUUAUUGUUUAAUAGAGAUACUAAUCGUUGAACGGUCAUCAGCUAGUAAAUGACUAUUUAAGAAAAAUAUUAAAAUAUAAAAAUUUGCAAAUAAUUGAUAUUCUUUAGAUCUAAUUUUCAUGCAGAUUAAAUAACAUCCUUUACUUGAAAAUAUACUUGUAUUAAAUUGUUUUUAUUUUAAUUUAUUAAUCAAUUCAAUUUCUCAUAUUGAUACAAUGAAUCUGUAUUUGUCAUUUAAAUAAAAAGAAGGUUCAUUUGAAUAUCUAAAGAAUGUUAAUAUUCGGUGUUUCAUUAUUUUUUUACAUUUCACUGUCAUCUCUGACGAACCUGAAAAUUUAACAUAAGAAAGACAUGGGCUUCAUACCUUAUGUACACAUGCGCGUAUACACGCGCGCGCGUGCGUGCGAAGGAACCGAAGGAUUCAAUUACCUCCAGACAUUGAUAAUUAUAGCUUUAAAUAAAGAGACCAAAUAAUUAACGAAGAGUCCAUAUUCUCUUACGGAAAGGGUAGCUCUUUAGAAAAACCCGAAUUAAGCAAUUUUGCAAAGAAGAGAUCUAUGUAUCCGUCUAUUGUAUCCUCUAUAUGUAUGUAUGUAUGUGUAUAUAUACGCAUAUAUACACAUACAUGUAUAUUUGUAUGUAGAUUAGCAUUCUGAUCAUAUUGAUCCAAGUUUUGAUCAGUGGUAUAUAUCGCGCGAUCGUGCGCUCGAUCGAUCGAGGGUGCGGAUGAGAGUGGAGAGCUCCGUGUGCGCUUACCUGGAUUUAAUCCCAACCAUUUACUGUCUCAAUCGAAGGGCCAGUAAGUGUGAAUAACUGUGAAGAGUGCUUGGCCGUCGUAGGCAAGCAUUUUAGCGACGCAAACGUCGCCGUUACCGAACAAGUACUAGCACGUAAAUCAUCCCCCUAGCGACGUAGUAGCGGCUGUCGUCAGAUCAGAAAUGUAAAAAUAUUCGAGAUACCGAUGUUCUAUCGUAAGGGUAAUAUAGGGAGAAUCAGGAAGGGUAAACGUUAUUUUUAAUAGAAUAUUCUCUACGAAGCUAUUUUCCUAAUAGAGUCACGCCUCAAAUAAAUCAUCCCGCCUCUCGGAUCCGCGGAUUUUUGUGUACGUACGUGCGCACCCUCCAUCGUCGACGCCUAAAUGCCUAAAAACCUUAUCAAAUAUGGUGGAGCGUGACGGUCAUUACGAUCAUCCAACGGUGCUCCCCAACGAGCUUUUUCUUUCCUCGACGUCCUCGAAAUGACGACGCGGAUCGAAAGCACGCGUAAAUUACACUUCUCCAAUUCGAUGUAUAUUUGCAUGUAAAUAUCUCUCUGUAUUCAUUGGGUCAGGGAAAAAAAGAAAGAGAGAGAGAGAGGAGAGAAAGGGAGAAAGGGAAAGGAGAAUCCUCGCCGUCCGCAAUCACACGCUUACGACUGAGGGUGAGAGAAAGAGGGUAAUCUCUUCAGUGUAAUUACUUCGCGAACACACACAAUGAAAAUAUAGAGUUAAAGCCUGUCAAUUCGCGACACAUUAUAAAUUCUAAACCUGUGAUUUUAUCGAACCUAACUUUAGGGGGUUCUACCGAGAGCUUUAAAGCUCUUGAUAGAAUGGCAGACAUAUAUACGAACGUAUGUAUAUGUAUACACACAAAUGUAUAUGCGAUAUGUGUGUGUAUAUAUGUGGGUAUAUAAUAUAUUGUGUGUAUGUGUGUGUGCGCGCACACACAUACGAUCUAUACUCUAUAUACAAUCCAAUAUAUUCUCAGUUUAUGAACAUAUCGUAUUGCACGUUCCGUUGUAAUAAACAACAAGAAUAGAAACCUCGUUAAUCUGAUCGUUAAUCCUUAAUCAGUAUGGUGAAAUCAUGUAUCUAUGCCGAGAUGACAGUAAAUUAAUUAACCUUUGAAUCUCACGCACUGAGUUUCUGCUAAAUCUAUAAAAUUCAGGUUUCGCAUAAGAGAGCCUGGCUAAUAAGAGAUAAAAUGUGAUUUUGUAGUUUAAAUUGUAUGACUUGAUUUAAAUGCAUACUAUACUUGGAACGAAUAGAAAGAGAAGGAACAAGAAAUUAAAAUUUGAAUCUCACUUAUAUAUUUAAUCGAUUAGAUUUUUUCACGAUCCUCCAAUACGACGAAUAUGAAGAUUCAAAAACUCAUUGGAAAAUAUAAUAAUGUAUUUUUGAAAUAGAAAAAAAAAUAGAGGCAAAUGGUGAAUAAGAAACAUCGACGAGAGAUCAGUUUUAAUAAUCAGCUUAGCUAAACAGCAUUUUCGAUAAUGGCAUACAUACCUAAUGCGUCUGCAAAAUGUCGCCGCUAUUGUAACUAGAUAUAAGUCGCUUAUAGAAUUAUUCGCUUAAGAACCCAUUGUGCUGGUUAAGGAUUAAAAUAUAUUUUUUCAAGCGAUUAACUGUUGUAAUUAAAAAGUGUGAGUGUGCAUGUGCGAUUUCAACGUUGAUCGUAUGAGAAGAUGAAGGAUACGAUAUGAUAACGGAAAGUGGGAAUCUUUUAUUUACGUUAAAAACUUUAUAGGCGAUCCUUCUUGUAGAUAGCCCAGGAUGGGACUAAUCUUUUUAUUGAAUAAACUCUAUCACACAUCCUGUA